AUGCAGCGCUACAGGCGCUUGCGUAGAGCUAUGACCGACUCGGUCUUCCUGGGGGCCUUCAACUUCAACGAAGAGGAGACGUACGAGGCUGGGAGGUUCAGCAACGAACGCGUCAAGGCGCAGGAGGAAGCAGCCAGCACCGCUAGCACGGCUGCUGCAACGCCUGAAGCAUCGAGGGACUCCACCAAGCCCACGACCCCUGUGCGUACCACUGUAAUGUUGCGGAACAUCCCCAACAAUUACUCUAGAGAGAUGUUCCUUGCCAUGCUGGAUGAGCAAGGCUUUGCCGGUCGCUACGACUUCGUGUACCUCCCUUGUGACUUCUACCGUCAGGCCAACCUUGGCUAUGCCUUCGUGAACCUGGUGGACGCUGCAGCCGUGGAUGCCUUGUGGUCAGUCUUUGACGGCUUCUCAGCCUGGUCCCUGCCCACGGCCAAGGUCUGCCAGGUGAGCUGGAGCGGCCCCCACCAAGGAUUCAAGGCGCACGUGGAACGUUACAGGAACAGCCCUGUGAUGCACCGCAGCGUGCCAGAUGAGUACAAGCCCGUGAUCUUCAAGAACGGUGCCCGCAAGAAUUUCCCGCGUCCGACCAAAAAGGUCAAAGCACCAACUGCAGGCCUUUGA
Molecule: messenger RNA, 624 nt
Organism: Symbiodinium pilosum
Lineage: Eukaryota; Dinophyceae; Suessiales; Symbiodiniaceae
Source: the annotation of a GenBank genome assembly